Molecule: messenger RNA, 371 nt
Organism: Staurois parvus
Lineage: Eukaryota; Metazoa; Chordata; Amphibia; Anura; Ranidae
Source: the annotation of a GenBank genome assembly
AUGGGGCCCCCGGGCAAUAGGGGAUCAUGGGGCCCGUGUCCUUGCCCAAACUCAAAAAAAGCCUAUGAAAAAAGGUACCAGGGGCAUCUCAUGGGGCCCCCUACUAACCCCGGGCCCUCGGGCAGUGCCCGAGUUUCCAAAUGGUCAGUCCGCCCCUGCUAGCAAGGUGUACCUAAUAAAGUGGCCAACCAGGGGCGGACUGACAACUCAUGGGGCCCCCAGGCAAUAGGGGUUCAUGGGGCCCCUGUGUCCUUGCCCAAACUCAAAAAAGCCUAUGAAAAAGGUACCAGGGGCAUCUCAUGGGGCCCCCUACUGACCCCGGGCCCUGGGGCAGUGCCCGAGUUUCCAAAUGGUCAGUCCGCCCCUGCUCC